CACCCCGCCGCUUUCCAAAACACCCCAAACAGCUGAUAUUUUGCCCACCUAAUUAGAAACUAACCCACCCAGCCUCCCCCUUUAGAGCCGUUCUAUUUUUAGCCGCAGAUAUUGCAAUAUAAAGAAUGGUUGGAGUGUAAAUCUGCCUGCAGAGAGGCUGCUGCAGCUUUAAUAGCAGCUGGGGCAAUUAGACUGAAAGGGAUGGUGGUGGGGGUCUAAUGAGCUUCACUUCUCAGGCACUGCUGGGUCUCCAAAGGCAUGGGGCUACUGUAGGAGAGAAAGAAGCAGCUGGAUCCAGACAGGGCACUUUCCUUGGGACAGGACAAGACUUGGGUCUGCCUGGUCUGACCCACUGGAAACAUGGCUACAAGUGCUGUUCCAAGUGAAAACCUGCCCACAUACAAAUUGGUGGUGGUUGGGGAUGGUGGCGUGGGGAAAAGCGCUCUCACCAUUCAGUUCUUCCAGAAGAUUUUUGUGCCAGACUAUGACCCAACCAUUGAAGAUUCCUACCUGAAACACACGGAAAUAGAUGGCCAGUGGGCAAUUCUUGAUGUUCUAGACACUGCGGGACAAGAGGAGUUCAGCGCUAUGCGGGAGCAAUACAUGCGGACAGGGGACGGGUUCCUUAUAGUUUAUUCAGUCACGGACAAAGCCAGCUUUGAACACGUGGACAGGUUCCACCAACUGAUUCUCCGAGUCAAAGACAGAGAGUCUUUUCCAAUGAUAUUGGUGGCCAACAAAGUUGAUCUAAUGCAUUUGCGGAAAAUCACUCGGGAACAAGGAAGAGAAAUGGCAACUAAACAUAACAUCCCGUACAUAGAAACUAGUGCGAAGGACCCACCUCUGAAUGUUGAUAAAGCCUUCCAUGAUCUUGUUAGAGUAAUCAGGCAACAGAUCCCAGAGAAAAGUCAGAAGAAGAAGACCAAAUGGCGAGGAGACAGAGCGACUGGCUCCCACAAACUGCAGUGUGUGAUUUUGUGACCCAGGGGCUCUUGGCACCCCCACCUGACCUAAUGUGAACUAAAAAAGCACUCGCGAGACGCACUGUACCACCUAACUGCACCGUAACGCUUCUAACAGUGGACCUUACACCGAGGAACUUGCCGGGGGGGUUGGACUCACUGACAUACUUGAGUGGUGGCCAAACUGCUAGAGCUUGGCCUGGUUUGCGUGCGGUGCAGAGUGGAUUGCAAGUGUGGCAAGGAGGAGGGAAUAUCCAGGACCAGGACUCUCAGAGGUCAACAAUCCCCAGCUCCUUGGUGUUUGUUUUAAAAAGUGGGGGGGGGGGGGUUUAAAGUGUUGGUUUUAUCUGCAAACAUUUCUCCAUGUGACCCAUUUCUAGCAGCCGUGAAUGACCCUUUGUUUGGUAGAGUCAGUCGAGUGUGUAUGUGUGGGGGAAGGGGAAGGGAUUUUUAUUUUUUAUUUUUUUUUUGCUCUUUGAGCACUGGGUUGGAAAGAAACCCGGCUGGGGUUAGUUCCUUUUGCACUGAACUCUCUCUCUUAAACGGAGAUGCCAAAAUGCAGCUUCACAUGAGAGUGCAUCGAUUUGAAGAAAGAAAAUGAAUUCCAGCUGCUCUCCACACUCCAGACCUUGUGUCAGACCCUGGAGGGCAGCCAGCUCACAGUCCAUAAACUCCAGUGUCGAAAGAAUGGGCGGGGGGUUACCCUCUGUGAGGAGGUUCUGGUUCUGUUUCUGUUUUGUAUUUUGGGGGCAUGUCUGAUUCAAAAGGUAUUUUAACCUCAAAAUAUUUAAAUUAAAGUAAUUUACAAAUGGAA
Chelonoidis abingdonii (Abingdon island giant tortoise) is the source of this 1776-nucleotide messenger RNA. It is a transcript of the gene MRAS, whose product is annotated as muscle RAS oncogene homolog. Gene Ontology annotation, cellular component: membrane. NCBI's taxonomy places the organism in Eukaryota, Metazoa, Chordata, Testudines, Testudinidae. The record is from RefSeq and is a predicted model, not a curated record. Gene Ontology annotation, molecular function: GTP binding; GTPase activity. Gene Ontology annotation, biological process: signal transduction.